Molecule: messenger RNA, 1434 nt
Organism: Leptopilina boulardi
Lineage: Eukaryota; Metazoa; Arthropoda; Insecta; Hymenoptera; Figitidae
Exons: 2
Coding region: 103-1434 (443 amino acids)
Source: RefSeq, a predicted model, not a curated record
ACGUCACGGGCAUAAAUGCAGAAGUGUAUGCUGUGUAUAUUCAUACGUGAUAUUUUUGUAAUCGGCUCGCAAUAAUUAUUGAAUACAUUGUUUUGAUUAAAAAUGGUAAAUAAAUUAGAUCCCGGUUUUGAAAAAGCUGAUACCACUAAUUUGCCAAAAAUAAAUGUGUUUAUGGUAUAUGAAUAUAUUACAAAUAAUGAGCGAUAUAAUGCACCUGAGGUUCGUGGAGUGAAAGCAACAUUAUCUUCAAGAGAGAAUUACGGAGACUCUGCAAUAGGUUAUGUUUGCGUAAAACGUGUAGGGUCAAUAUGCACAUUGAAAGGCAGAAUUUGUCCUGAACACCGAGUAAGAAGUAAAAAUUACACUGUAACGUUAACUGUAGAUGAAGUUAACGAACAAGUUAAAAAAGUAGAAUGUCUUGAUUGCGCUGCGUCAUUGGGUGGAUGUAAACACGGAAUUGCUUUUUUAAUGUGGGCAAACAGAAGAUAUGAAUCGCCAUCUCCAACAGAAGUGGAAUGUUACUGGAGGAAAUCAGCCUUAGCCAAAGUCGGAGAUACACACAAAUUUGUUUUGACUAGUGAAUUGAAAAAAAAAUCGAACGAUUCAGUUGAAGAUUUCGGUGAUAAUUCGACGUUUUUAAACAAAGUAAUUGAACAAGCUGCAGCCAAACAGUUAGAUAGCCAAUUAUCAAGACAUGCAUUUGAUUUAGAAGAGAGAAAAGUUCAUGCCUUGUCCAUACAUCAACUUAUAUUUAAUUUCAUACAAUCCGAUGAAAAAAUUUCAGUUGAUAAUUUUUUAAAUUUUUCAAUGCAAAAAUUCUCGCAAGAUUUAUGUCUUCAGGCUGAACAACAAACUAGGAGUCAAUCAAAUGAUAUUCUGUGGCACGAACUGAGAUUCGGAAGGGUUACUGCAUCUAAUGUUUUUGAAGCUAGUCGAUGUCGCACACCAAAUGGUAGUUUAGUAAAUCGAAUCAUAGGGGCAGCAAAAGUUUAUAACAGUGUUGAUAUGCAACGCGGCAAAAACUUGGAAGAAGAAGUCAUAAGUGAGAUUGAGAAAAUAUUAAAACUAUCAAUAAAUAAGUGCGGUAUGUUUCUAAUUCCAUCAUUACCUAUGAUAGGUGCUUCACCAGACGGAAUAAGUUCAGAAUUUGUGUUGGAAGUUAAAUGUCCAAGCUCUGAAAAAACUGUAGAAAAUUAUUUAAAAAAUGGUCAACUCAGUCAAAAGUGCAAAGCUCAAAUUAAUUUACAAAUGAUGGCUACUGACAAGAAGAAAGGACUUUUUUGUGUUGCAGAUCCGAAUUUUGAAAGAAAUAAAAAAUUUCAAUUUGUGUGGGUGAAAUAUGAUCAAAAUUUCACUAGUCAAAUAGUAAAAGAUUCUGUGGAUUUCUGGGAAAAAAAUAUUUUUCCUGUUUUAUUAAACUCGAUAAAAAGAUGA